Setaria italica (foxtail millet) is the source of this 1091-nucleotide messenger RNA. Its product is annotated as chlorophyll a-b binding protein P4, chloroplastic. The transcript is spliced from 3 exons. The record is from RefSeq and is a predicted model, not a curated record. NCBI's taxonomy places the organism in Eukaryota, Viridiplantae, Streptophyta, Magnoliopsida, Poales, Poaceae. Bases 71 to 808 code for a protein of 245 amino acids. Gene Ontology annotation, cellular component: membrane. Gene Ontology annotation, biological process: response to light stimulus; photosynthesis, light harvesting in photosystem I.
UGCUCCUGCCGGCUAAAACGAACGUGCUCUUCCUCUCCAUUCCUCUGCCACUCCCAUCUCACCGCGAAGCAUGGCGUCCGUCACCGCCCGCACCCCGGUCGCGGCCCUGCGCCCGUCGGCGUCGCUCAGGUCGUCGGCCUUCGUCGGCCACUCUAGCCGCCUCGGCCGCGCCGCUGCGCCGACGAGGCGCAGCCUCAGGGCGGAGGCCAAGGGCGAGUGGCUCCCCGGCCUCCCUUCCCCCGCCUACCUCGACGGCAGCCUGCCGGGCGACAAUGGUUUCGACCCGCUGGGCCUGGCGGAGGACCCGGAGAACCUGCGGUGGUUCGUGCAGGCGGAGCUGGUGAACGGGCGGUGGGCGAUGCUGGGGGUGGCCGGGAUGCUGAUCCCGGAGGUGCUGACCAAGGCCGGGCUCAUCAACGCGCCGCAGUGGUACGACGCCGGCAAGUCGGAGUACUUCGCGUCGUCGUCCACGCUGUUCGUCAUCGAGUUCAUCCUCUUCCACUACGUCGAGAUCCGGCGGUGGCAGGACAUCAAGAACCCCGGCAGCGUCAACCAGGACCCCAUCUUCAAGAGCUACAGCCUGCCGCCCCACGAGUGCGGAUACCCCGGCAGCGUCUUCAACCCGCUCAACUUCGCGCCCACGCUCGAGGCCAAGGAGAAGGAGCUCGCCAACGGGAGGCUGGCCAUGCUGGCGUUCCUGGGGUUCCUGAUCCAGCACAACGUCACCGGCAAGGGGCCCUUCGACAACCUGCUGCAGCACCUGUCCGACCCAUGGCACAACACCAUCAUCCAGACUUUCUCCGGUUGAGUCGACGGGGAGUGAUCACCAAUUUGGUGGGCUGAUGGGGACAGGAGGACAUACAUUGAUACGCGAUCGAUGUGAAUUCCUUUCUGUGUGGAUCAUCAGUUUGUGAUGUGUGUUUAAUCCGGAGAGGAGAUUAAGGACUGUGUUGUAAUAAUGCUGUAUGCAUGGUGAGGAGAGUGAGUACUGAGGGGUGAUUGGUAUGUACAUUAAUGACAAGGGUGGUUAAGGGUAGAGAUUGUUUGAUCAGUAUCUUAUCUCUCGAUGGGGUUCGUUCCGUGCCUUUUUA